Messenger RNA from Hyaena hyaena (striped hyena), 835 nucleotides. RefSeq names its product liver enriched antimicrobial peptide 2 (gene LEAP2). The transcript is spliced from 5 exons. Gene Ontology annotation, biological process: antimicrobial humoral immune response mediated by antimicrobial peptide; defense response to bacterium. Bases 423 to 656 code for a protein of 77 amino acids. The record is from RefSeq and is a predicted model, not a curated record. NCBI's taxonomy places the organism in Eukaryota, Metazoa, Chordata, Mammalia, Carnivora, Hyaenidae.
CAGGCGCCCCUGCCGCUUUCCUUUUAAAACUUUUAUUUUUGCUCCACGCUGAACUUAAAUGCAACUACAGAGCAAUCUGCAGCUGCUCCUGCUUAAGCUGAUGGGUGUUUUGUGCUUUAGCGGUUUCUCAGCCCGAGGCCUGCUCACCUGGGGCUGCUAGAAGGCUCUUGCUUUGCAGAUGGCCCCAGUCACCUACUGGGUGGAAAGCUGUAAUUCAAGGAUCGGUGUGAUCUGUCACCACCAUCAAGCAAUCCCACCGACUUAGGAGCCUCUGCUGACAACCCGUUCACAUUUUUAAAGAUAAAACCACCUAUACUCAUUCACUCUGUUCAGCCAUAGUUCAAAGGCGACUUUCAGUCUUUAUAAAAGGAAGUGGCAACUGCCCCUGGAUUUCAGGCUCCAACAACCUCCCUCUGUCAAGAAUGUGGCACCUCAAACUCUUUGCAGUGCUCAUGAUCUGCUUGCUGCUGCUGGACCAGGUGGGUGGCUCCCCCAUACUGGAACUGAGUUCAUCAAGGAGAAGGCCACGGAGAAUGACCCCGUUCUGGAGAGGGGUUUCCCUCAGGCCCAUCGGAUCCUCUUGCCGAGACGAUUCCGAGUGUAUCACGAGGCUGUGCAGAAAAAGACGCUGUUCCCUCAGUGUGGCCCAGGAAUGAUGUACACACCAGGGGAGAAGAGGACAGCACUCACCUCCAUCAAUGCUCCGUUCUAUGGAAUAUUGAUUAACUGCAUUUUGGCUGGAGACACUUACGUGAAGCAGUCUUGUGUUUUUAAUAUUUAAAGACAGAUACAUGCUUUAAACUGGUCUCCGUUUCUUCUUAGAAUGUUAUGUCGA